UUGACUCUCUACCUCGAAGCCUCCUUCUUCUUCUUCUCCCAUGGCGUGCACGAUCGACUUUCGCUCGCUCGACGAGGGCUUCGGCGGCAAGACCUACAAGCGCAAGCGCGAGUCCCAAUCCUCCGCCGCGGCCGCCGAUGACGGCGCCGCCAUGGAGAUCGACGAGGCCCGCCCCCCGCCGUCGAAGCGGACGGCGAUCCCCUCGCUGGAGGACCCCGACCGGCCGACCGCCGCCCCGGCGUUCUCCUUCGGGGGGCCGACCUACGACGGGGUGAUCGCGGGGAGGGUGUCGGGGCGGAAGUGGAAGCAGCCGCGGAGGCAGCGGGCGUCGGCGGCGCGGGCGAGCGUGAAGGGGACGAGCUUCGAGGAGAGGGAGAGGCAGAAGGAGAUAAAGAGGGCGUACAGGGAGAGGAUGGCGGAGCUGAAGGAGACGAUAAGGGCGAACAAGGCGGAGAAGAGGAGGAAGAGGGAGGAGAGGGAGAAGAAGAAGAAGGAGAACAUACUGAGGUCGGGGACGAAGCUCCAGAAGAUCACCAACCCGAAGACGCUGAAGAAGCUCGCCAAGUCGAAGCAGAGGAAGCUGCUCAAGGUCGUCCCUGACGAGAUGGUCAAGAAGUGAUGCUUUCUGUGUUCUUUUUUCCAGCGUAACUUUUUUGGGCUCAUAAUUUUGCAGUUUGUGUCGUUUUAUGUAUAAGAAAAUGAAGUUUUGAAUGAGAUUAAGGUCACGUUCAUCUCU
Molecule: messenger RNA, 736 nt
Organism: Syzygium oleosum
Lineage: Eukaryota; Viridiplantae; Streptophyta; Magnoliopsida; Myrtales; Myrtaceae
Product: protein PXR1
Exons: 1
Coding region: 41-619 (192 amino acids)
Cellular component (GO): nucleolus
Source: RefSeq, a predicted model, not a curated record